Messenger RNA from Tremella mesenterica DSM 1558, 2013 nucleotides. RefSeq lists its product as uncharacterized. The record is from RefSeq and is a predicted model, not a curated record. Gene Ontology annotation, biological process: regulation of DNA-templated transcription elongation; mRNA export from nucleus. The coding region runs from base 1 to 2013 and encodes 670 amino acids. Gene Ontology annotation, cellular component: THO complex part of transcription export complex. NCBI's taxonomy places the organism in Eukaryota, Fungi, Basidiomycota, Tremellomycetes, Tremellales, Tremellaceae. The transcript has 8 exons.
AUGUCGUCCCUCUAUCCCUCUUUGCGGUCAGCAGUGACCGAUGUCGUCAAUGACGUAUCAUCCGGUAGAUUCACUUCCAUCUCUCCCCCAUUCCCUUCGGCUCUGACACCCAUCCCAAGGGAUCAACUAGUGGAUCGACUGCAAUCUGUCUGGUCGUCUUUGUCAGCCAAUGGUGACGCUCAACAAUCGUCCAGCUCUAGACAUGUAGAUCUACUGAGAAGUACGUUGGAGCUGGUGGGCAAAGAUGUGGUCAUUCAACCCAUCGUCUCGGGCGAGGUCGUGCAGCUCGAACCACAGCCAGAUGCGUCAGAUGAGCAGACUUGUCGUUUUCAAACCGCUUUGCAGGAUCGUCUCGAUAUCAUAUUGACUCUCUAUGAAGUCGCAGCUGAGUCAUUGUCCGGCGUGCAGGCUUUAGAGCCAGGGGCGAUUUUCAUACCAUUGCUCGAAGAAUUGGUCGAACUGAUCCCUGUGGAGACAUGGAGAGACUUGUGGGCAUAUGUCGAAACUCGUGCGAAGAGGUUUACCAAAGACAUGCCUGCAUCUAGAGGCAAGGCACUUCCUCUUUUGCGAAUCAUCAACUCGUUCCUUCGGUUUCUUCCUCGCACACCUGAAGAUCUCAUUUUCCGUGGUCGGGUCCAUCAAUUCGCCAGCUCGGUCAUCAGUGUUGCGGAUAAGAGUGCUAUCAACAUGCGUGGCGACUAUAACGAUAUCAAAACGACCUGGGAUGAAUCGGACACUUCUCAGUCAUCCACCCUAAAUGCUUCAGCGGAAAAGGAAGAGGAUGGGGAUGUCAAGAUGCAAUCGGAUGUCAAAGAAGAAGUGAAAGCUAGUACAGAGACAGAGUUCUACUCUACCUUGUGGUCCUUACAGCAUUACUUUGCAUAUCCCCCGUCCCUCGAUGGACCUGCUGUACAAUCGAAUCCCGGGGAACCUGCGCGAACACCAUUCGAGACCUUCAAAGCCAAGACAGAGUUCGUUCUGCCCAAGCUAUUUGAACAGACGCAAAAGGAAAAGGAGAUGAUGGGGAAAGACGCAGAGGUCAUCAGCAGGAAGAGGAAACGGUCUGAAGGACAGUCGGACGCUUCGGCAAGGGGUUUCUUUCAUCCACGAUUUCUUACUGGCAAGAGAUUGUUUGAUCAUGAACUCACUGAUUCCUCAUUCCGUCGCCAAAUCCUCGUUCAGUAUUUCAUCCUCUUCCAAUUUUUACUCAACCUCACCCCCUCUACGGCCGCAAAGCAAGCUUUCACCGGUGGAAUGCCCAAAACUUUCAUCGUCGAUCAGGAAAACGAAGACUGGAUCAAGUCCAAAGUUGCUGAAAUCAAGGAAGAGCUACGGAAGAUGAUUCCUGAUGGACCGAUGUUUGAAGAGACUGUACUGUCCAUCAUAACACGUGAACGAUAUUACGCUCAAUGGAAAAAUGACAGUUGCCCUGAAGGUGUUUUCGAGGUCCCUCCUCUAGACAAGGCUGUCGCAAAAAAAGCGGCUGAGCAGUGGCGGAAGAGAUCGGCCCCGCCCUCCCAAUACCCUUACAAGCUUGGCUCACGGUCUCUGUCACGACUAUGGAAUAGGGGUUUCACAGGGAUAGAUCAACUGAAGGGGUGGAGAAGCCCUGCCACUGCAGUCAGUCUAGACGAGGAGAUCAAACGUAUUGAAGCCGAUGAUGAGGAUGACAAAGCAAUGGGCAAGGAACCCUCUGCGGAGGAAGCGGCACUGAAUAAGGACCGGAAGACUCGCCUGACCUGGCGAGGACUUCGACAAGCUUCACGAACAGAUCUACGACAUUUUUCUGCGUUAGCACAGAAACGCGAUCUCCAUAUCCUGGUGGAUCUCGUCAAUGAGCAGAACGAACGGAUGGCCGUGGCGACGGCUACGGACGCUAAUGAGGCUACGGAAGUGGGAACGGACGAUGAAGCUGUGGACGUGAAGGUUGGCAGUAGUGAACCGCCUGGAAUGGUGAUGGAGGUUGAGAGUAAGGUCAAGCUUGAAUCUGAAGCUCAAGCUGCAGAUCCGUAG